UGCCCUAGCCAUCCAUCCAACCAUCGGGAAUCGCAGAGAACCUAAGCAACGCCGUCAAUCAACCAAACUCGUCGCAAGAUACACCCCGACAAACACGGUCAGUUAUGUUUGGUCUUUUAUCUAGAAAACUUAGAACAUCCGUAACUUACAAUGGAGUUAUUCUGUCGAAAUCAAUCUCUCUGCUGAAUUUCCUUGCCGUUACAUUCUCUUCAUCUGCUAUAGCUGAGCAGGAAAAUAUCGAAAAAGCUCACUCUUUUACAGUUUCAUACCUCAUAAACUCAUGUGGGUUGUCCCCAGAAGCCGCCAUUUCAGCUUCCAGAAAGGUCCAGUUUCAAAACCCAGAAAGACCCGAUUCUGUUCUCGCAUUCUUCAGAGACCAGGAAUUCUCGGAAACCCAGAUCUUAGAUUUCAUAAGAAAACGCCCACGUUUCCUUCUAACAGACCCCAACAAAAUACUUUUGCCCAAGCUUGAGUUUUUCUACUCCAAAGGGUUUUCAAAGAAGGAUCUUGCGAAGAUUGUAUCUUCUGACCCUUCUAUUUUUUGUAGAAGCUUGAAAAAUUAUAUUAUACCUACUUAUAAUCUCUUCAAGAGAGUUUUGGUCUCUGAUGAACAAGUUGUCUCUGCUCUUAAGCAUCAAUGGAUAUCCUUGGAAAGGCAUUCGGAAGAUAUGGUGUUGAAUAUUAGGCUAUUGAGAGAUUUGGGAGUUAGUGAUUCAAGUAUAGCUUCUGUACUUAGGAGUUUUCCUGAUGUUGUUGUGCCAAAGGCUGAACUGUUUAGUGAAAUUGUGAAUAAGGUUAAAGACAUGGGAUUUACUCCAAAG
Messenger RNA from Morus notabilis, 821 nucleotides. RefSeq lists its product as uncharacterized. Gene Ontology annotation, molecular function: double-stranded DNA binding. The transcript has a single exon. Gene Ontology annotation, biological process: chloroplast organization; regulation of DNA-templated transcription. Gene Ontology annotation, cellular component: chloroplast. The annotation marks the transcript as partial. The record is from RefSeq and is a predicted model, not a curated record. Lineage: Eukaryota; Viridiplantae; Streptophyta; Magnoliopsida; Rosales; Moraceae.